AUGGCAGGGGAACCAACUCAAUCACGCGCUGGUCGCGUCGUUACCAACACCCUCAAUGAAUUGGGUCUGGUCACCAUGUGGCAUUCGCCACGAGAUGUCAAGUUCCUCUGCGCCCAGCGUUUCGUACGCUUAUUCGCGUACGGCGGCUCGACUCUAAUCCUCGCAUCCUAUCUAUCCGCCAUCGGCAUCUCCGAUGAUCGCAUCGGUCUUUUCAUGACAUUGACCUUGGUCGGAGAUGUCGUUAUUAGUUUCUUUUUGACUCUGUUCGCCGAUGCCCUGGGUCGCAAGGCCGUGUUAUCGCUCGGCUCGAUCUUGAUGGCUGGUAGUGGUGUUAUUUUUGCCCUGUUUGGUAAUUAUUGGAUUCUGUUGGCUGCUGCUGUGUUUGGUGUGAUCAGUCCCAGUGGAAAUGAGAUCGGCCCCUUCCGUGCUGUCGAGGAGUCGACCUUGGCUCAUCUCACCCCCAAGAAACAGCUUAGCGACGUUUUCGCCUGGUAUUCCCUGGUCGGUACCGCUGGUACUGCGCUCGGUCAGCUGGUCUGUGGUUGGAUUAUUACUUCGCUCCAGACGUUGCAUGGCUGGGAGUUUAUCCCUUCUUGCCGCAUUAUCUUCUUCGUCUAUGCCGCUGUCGGUGUGGUCAAGUUGAUCUUGACUCUGGGUCUGACGAGGAAGGUCGAGGCGACCGUCGAGGAAGUGCAAGCCGAGGCGCAAGAGCAGAAUGGCGAGACCCAGCCCCUCUUGGCUGGUUCUAGCCCUGUGGAGCAGGAGGCUCCUAAGAAGGGCUCGCUUUGGUCCACGAUCGACGGCGAUCUGUGGUCGUUGGUUCUGAGACUGUUCAUUCUGUUUGGUCUGGACUCGUUCGCAUCUGGACUGGCAUCUUUGUCAUGGAUGACUUACUUCUUCCACCGAAAGUUCAACCUGCCCGAAGGCGAGCUGGGCACCAUCUUCUUCGUUACUAGCAGCAUCGCCGCAGCCUCCAUGCUCGUCGCGUCUUCAAUCGCCAAGCGCAUCGGCAACGUCAAGACAAUGGUCUUCACUCACCUCCCAUCGACCAUCUGUCUCGCCCUUAUUUCUGUCCCUAACAACCUCCCACUGGCACUCACUUUCUUGGUUUUGCGAGCCUGCUCCCAGAACAUGGAUGUCGCUCCUCGAAGUGCCUUCCUCGCUGCGGUCUUGCCGUCUGAUAAGCGGACUGCUAUCAUGGGCGCCGUCAACGUGGUCAAAACCACUGCCCAGAGUCUUGGACCUCUCAUCACGGGUAUCUUGGCUCGUAAUAACAUGUUCGGCGUAUCGUUCAUUCUAGCCGGUUGCUUGAAGGUUGUGUAUGAUCUCGGUAUGCUGUUUACCUUUGCUGGUAAGGAGGCCGAGCAGCGCAAGCAGGCUGCACGGGAGAAUGAUGAGGAGGAGUCGUAG
Penicillium verhagenii is the source of this 1410-nucleotide messenger RNA. RefSeq names its product putative MFS transporter. The record is from RefSeq and is a predicted model, not a curated record. Lineage: Eukaryota; Fungi; Ascomycota; Eurotiomycetes; Eurotiales; Aspergillaceae. The transcript is spliced from 4 exons. Gene Ontology annotation, molecular function: transmembrane transporter activity. Gene Ontology annotation, cellular component: fungal-type vacuole membrane. Bases 1 to 1410 code for a protein of 469 amino acids. Gene Ontology annotation, biological process: transmembrane transport.